Molecule: messenger RNA, 1624 nt
Organism: Grammomys surdaster
Lineage: Eukaryota; Metazoa; Chordata; Mammalia; Rodentia; Muridae
Gene: Hsh2d
Product: hematopoietic SH2 domain containing
Exons: 6
Coding region: 114-1121 (335 amino acids)
Cellular component (GO): cytoplasm
Source: RefSeq, a predicted model, not a curated record
CCUCUGACGAGUAGACCCUGAACCGAAACUUAGACUCCAGCGGCAGCUCGAGAGCCCUUCGGAACACAGCCCACAGCCCAGCCUGUCCAAGGUGACCACCUUCUCUGGAUGUCAUGGCAGAAGUCAGGAGACUGCCCCCACCACUACCCCCUCGGCUGGACUGGUUUGUGCACACCCAGGCGGACCUGUUUUCCCAAUCCGGGAUUCCCGAGUGGUUCCAUGGCACCAUCUCCCGAGAAGCUGCUGAGAACCUGUUGAAGUCACAACCCCUGGGGACCUUUCUUAUCCGAGUCAGCCACAGCCAUGUGGGCUACACCCUUUCUUACAAAGCCCAGACCUGCUGCCGUCACUUCAUGGUGAAGCUUUCAGAAGAUGGGACUUUCGCCUUUGCUGGGGACCACGUUACCCACGCCUCUCUAGACGCCCUGAUCACCUUCCACCAACAAAAUCCUAUUCGACCAUUCGGGGAUCUGCUGACCCAGGCCUGCGGGCAGGAAGAUCCAGCAAACGUGGACUACGAAGAUCUCUUCCUAUACUCGAAUGCCCUGAUUCAGGAUACUGAAAGCCAAGUUCUGAGAACGGAAGUUCAAAGGCCUUCUUCCUGCCCACCUGAGGAGAUUUCUGAAAGGAAGCCAUCCACAACAACUGAAGGAGAAUUCGCAUCGGCUUCCUGCUCCCCAAAAGCUCUUUUUGAGGAGUCUGGACAGAAACUGUGGAAGAACCUGAGGUCCUUACCUCAGACCAGCCGGAGGGUGAAACAGCGACUCACUUCACACCUGUCAGCCAUGAACCUGUUGGGGGAUGCCAGGCGUGUGGCACAGCAGCACCACAGCCCUGUGACUCGAGCAUUCAGCUGGGACAGUUCUAGCCACUCCCAGGACCCCUGUGCAGCCACCACCUCUCUCCAAAACCCUGCAGAGCCCCAGGCCCUGAGAGGCAGAGAAGCCACCUUCAGGGACUCCAGACCUACCAGCUGGAAGGAGGCAUUCUCAGGGGUCAAAGCCUGGCGUGGAAAGGUAGUGAGGGCCCUGUCAGCCCAGGAGUCUGUGGACUUGCCAGAAGACCAGGGCUGGCUGCCCGAGGAAUACCUCCCGCCACCACCUUUUGCCCCUGGGUACUAAUAGAACCUGUAUCUUGGGUAUUCGUCAUCUCUUCAGUCCCCACCCCUGUCCUCACAGCCAAAGAACUGUGCUGAAGAGGUUAAGGGGCUGAAUCCUGCAGGAACCAGCUGAGGGAGCUGGCUGUCUUAAUAAUAAUAGAAUUACUGCUACCACUUUAGGGACCCGGUGAGAUGGCCCAGUGGAUAAGAGGGUAAAAGAACUUUCAGUCACGCCCAGCAACCGAGUUCUGUUUCCAAGACGCACAUGGUGAGAGCUGUGGACCAGUAUCUGGAGGGUGUCCUCAGACUUGCACAUAGAUGUGCUAACACACUCAUAAGCAGAUAUAACUUUAAAAGACUGCAGCAGAGACUUGGUGGCCCACAUAUGCCAGGCCGUAUCACGUGAUACACCUCAGUAGCCUGGGGUCCAUACCUCACCUUCAGUCGCAUUCAAUGAAAAGUGUUUUUCCAAGUGUUGAGGUUCAGUCCUCAGCUCCGGGAAUAAACUGGUUUGUUUUUUUUUUU